UUAAGGCUAGAGUAUGGGCUUCACUUUGCACUUUUCGGAAGGUCGGUCACUUCACUCACACAGCCUUUUCAAUGCAGGCUGGAUUGUGGAUGCCGGGACAGUUACCGGGACAAUCAAUGGGCACGAAGACCAUAGCCGGGGCUGAAGGAGUUGGAGUAGUGGGCAAGCUACAUGUAGUCUACAUGAACAUGUACAUGUAGUAAAGAGUAUCCAACCAUGUUCACCAAUGUUGCAUGGUACUGUUUUAAAUGAGGAAGGAGCGAUGGAGUCGAAGUUCAGCGUGGUGCGCUUCUAGAAAAUCAGGUACACGCACCGUAGCUCCACCAGUACGCACCGGUAGUAGUUUUGUUUGGCUGGCUGGACGCGCCGUACCGUAUAACAAGACGUACCUACCGGUACACAAAACGAAACAAACUCUACUCCAUCCAGAGUAUGAUAGCUCGAGUCUUGAUUUGCUUGGAUGAUCUUUGGUGCGACUUCGCCAAUAUAUUUUAGUUUCUGACUGGACUACUUUGGCAUUCGUCUCUUCAUUUUUCUCAUCAGGCAUAGGGAAUUUUAGCAUGGUACAGUGGUACCAUUACCAUGACAUAGCGGUACCGUACCAGGGUAGUUGGGGCGUCUGCCCUUCAUCCAAUCCGUCAAUUUCGUGAUCAAUCAUCGAUGAUCCGAAAACGAUAAUGGUCUCAAGCCUUUCCCUUUGAGCCGGCGUACGCGUGUAAAUAGCUGUAAAAGACAAAUUUGGUCCCAAACUGGAGUUCUCAGCAAUAAGCCUUGAUAUCAAUCGCGGUCACAGUGUCCGCAAACUCGGAGGAUUGUGGAUUAUAGGGAGAAUACGAGAAAUAGGCCCCUGGACAGAAUAGCAGUACCGUGAGAAUGUAGCCUAUGACUACGACCAAACUUCUGGCAAUUUGAAAGAAGCAAUCCGAACAACAGGCUAUUCGAGGCUACUAGAUGAGGCUAGCUAGAAGAUGAAGGCCAGUUCCAGGUAAGCUAUCACGUACUGUAUCACGUAAAAGAAGACUCCCACUGCUCAAGACGAGAGGCUUUCUCUUCGAUGAACAGCCAAAAGUGCUGCGCUGUCGAGCCGCUUACCACUGUUGCUGCUGCUGCUUGCUACUCACUCUCCAGCUAAUAACAAACCAACCCAGUACCGACUGCAACUGCUGUCUUGUUGUUGUCUUCGAUCCCAUAGAUCCAUCCAUCCAUCCAUCCAUCACCCGCCAGCGCUCUCUUUGUUCUGUGUGUGUGAAUACCGUUGUUGAGUUCAGUUGUAGUAGUAUUAGUAGUAUCGAUUGAUAGAACCAACCAAGCAAAGCACGAUGACACAGAUGAUUACUCCCGUCAUGUGUUCGGGUGCGGGACCCUCGCACUUGAAAGAGACCGCCGCCGCCGUCGAGAAGCGCGUGGAAGAGUUUGAAGCGGCGUCCAAUUUGAAGCUUCUGCCGGGUGCGGAAGAACCCAUGGAACUGCAAUGGAGCAACGUGCGGAUCGAUUCCGUGUUGGGAACGGGGAGUUUCUCGGUAGUGUACAAGUGCAAGGUCACGUCGUUGGCCCGCAAACAAGGCGACCCGAAUCCCAAGGACAAGCUGUACGCGUUGAAACAACUCUCUACCGAAACCAUUUGUUGCAACGAAUCCUUCAUGACCGGGUCCAUCGAUCUCGCGCUCGAAGCCAAGAUUCUGUCCAAGCUGCGGCAUGAGAAUGUCAUUGAGAUCUACGGUGUCAAGGGUGGCGGUAUUGCGGAAUCAUUCUCCAACUCCCAGGCCGGCGGUGGCUUCUUUCUCGUCAUGGACUUGCUCGAGGAAACGCUCGAUCAGAGACUCGAAAAAUGGAGAGAAGAAGAAUCUCAAAAAAACAAUUUGCUAAUGUCCAUUUUCAACCGCAAGAAACAAUCCCAAAAGCGACUCCAAGGCAUUGUCGAUCGAUUGCAAGACACCAUCUUGGGCGUCGUCAGAGGAAUGGAGUACUGUCACUCACAAAACAUUAUGCUCAGAGAUUUAAAACCACACAACAUUGGAUUCGACAAGGCCGGCAAGGUCCGCAUCUUUGACUUUGGUCUCGCGCGGGAAGUCGCGUACGACGGAAAGUCCACCACCAAUUUGCCACGCUGCAAUACCGGCGUCGCGGGAACGUUGCGCUACAUUAGUCCCGAAAAUGCCAUGGGAAAACCGUGUGGACUCUCCGCCGACGUCUACAGUUUUGCCAUUCUCUUGUUUGAAGUCAUUACGCUACAGGUCCCCUUUUCCGAAAUCAAACUCGUCUCCGAGUUCAAGGACAAGGUCAUUCGAGGACGCUACCGUCCCAACCUCAAGUUUGUGCCUUCGGUACUCCUGCAUGACUUGCUCAAGGAUAGCUGGAGUCCCAUUCCGGAGAAUCGACCCUCCUUUAUGGAAAUUUCCUGUAUCAUUGAAGAACUCAUUGGCUCGGACAUGCUCACACAAGAAGGCGAAUGGCGCAAAUUUGUCUUUAGAAAGACAAAGCCCCUCAGUCAUCACCAUUGCCCCGAUGGAAAGGACUGCAUGAAGGAUCAUUCCGGAAUCGCCGCAGGAUCUUCCUUUCAUCGAAGAAUGUCCGGAUCGCAUCACAAGAAACACGAUCAUCACAAGAAUAAGGAUUGUCACCAUCACAAUCACAAGCAUUCGUGUGAUCUGGGUGAAAUUCAACAGCUACGUGCCGAACUCAAACGGGAAGAACAGGAAGCCAGUCGAAGGCAUGGCAUGUGCGGGUCCUUUCAUGGAUCCAUUGACGAUCAAACCAGGAGUUUCAACGAAAACAUUAGUUUCAACAGCAGCCGGCAUUCCAAGCACUCGCAUCAUUAGCUUGCUAGCUGAUUGCUUACUAAUUGAUUGACAGAUGAACAAACAAACAGAGCGAAACCGACCGCCGGUUGUACUUUUUAACCCACCUACACAAUAAAUAAUACAUGAAUGAUUUUAUU
This is a messenger RNA of Seminavis robusta, 2938 nucleotides long. The record is from the annotation of a GenBank genome assembly. Lineage: Eukaryota; Bacillariophyta; Bacillariophyceae; Naviculales; Naviculaceae.